UCCACCGCUCCACCGCACCAAAGCCUUCGCGUUGAAUUCCAAAUCGAAAGCUCCGCGCACUUCGUAGUAGCAGCAGCAGCAGCGGAGUCUCCUCCCCCUCCGGCGGCGAUGUCUGGGCGUGGCAAGGGCGGCAAGGGGCUGGGCAAGGGCGGCGCGAAGCGCCACCGCAAGGUUCUCCGCGACAACAUCCAGGGGAUCACGAAGCCGGCGAUUCGGAGGCUGGCGAGGAGGGGCGGCGUGAAGCGCAUCUCCGGGCUCAUCUACGAGGAGACCCGCGGCGUUCUCAAGAUCUUCCUCGAGAACGUCAUCCGCGACGCCGUCACCUACACCGAGCACGCCCGCCGCAAGACCGUCACCGCCAUGGACGUCGUCUACGCGCUCAAGCGCCAGGGCCGCACCCUCUACGGAUUCGGCGGCUGAGCGCGUUCCCUCCCCCGUUCGCUGCUGCUGUUGGUGCUGCCUUUUCUCUUGGGUUCCGUGUGCUGUGCUUCUGCUUUAGCGUUGUAGAGAGAUGCCAGAUUCGUAGGUAUGUGCUGUGUUCCUUAGGUGAUGGUUGUGAUGUCCGUAGUGGCCUAGAAGAGUUCAACUCCCAGUUGUACCCCAGUUCGUCUCCUUCACUGCAAUGAAAUGUUAAUUUCGAUCGGUUAGCAA
Molecule: messenger RNA, 651 nt
Organism: Phragmites australis (common reed)
Lineage: Eukaryota; Viridiplantae; Streptophyta; Magnoliopsida; Poales; Poaceae
Product: histone H4
Exons: 1
Coding region: 109-420 (103 amino acids)
Biological process (GO): nucleosome assembly
Cellular component (GO): nucleosome
Molecular function (GO): DNA binding; protein heterodimerization activity; structural constituent of chromatin
Source: RefSeq, a predicted model, not a curated record